Messenger RNA from Oncorhynchus mykiss (rainbow trout), 3875 nucleotides. RefSeq names its product dermatan-sulfate epimerase. The record is from RefSeq and is a predicted model, not a curated record. Gene Ontology annotation, molecular function: chondroitin-glucuronate 5-epimerase activity. NCBI's taxonomy places the organism in Eukaryota, Metazoa, Chordata, Actinopteri, Salmoniformes, Salmonidae.
CCAGGCACUUACCCAUACUGCCCCUCAUACAAAAGAGUAUAUGACGUUCUCUCCAAAACAGCAAUUUCUCCCCUUACGCAGAAUGGUAACUUUUUUUCACCACUUGAAAGAUUCAACCCAUCGAUGAAUGUCGCGGGGAUUCUAUUAUGAAGUGACUGGUAGGAGUAUCAAAUCUGGACUACAAUUUUACAACUGGUUUUGACAGCUGAGCUCUGUUGGAAAUGCCACGGCGCCCUCUCUGAUGUGAGGAUGAGGUCCUACACCAGAGGGGCCCCCACAGCGUUCUUCAUAAGUCUACUGUGGCCCCUGGUGUCCCCGGUGGUGGGGGUGGGAGAGGAGACGGACCCCACUGGAGGGAUACCCUUCAUGGGAGGGAACUACGAUGGACACCCCAUGCUGUUUUUCGGCCAGGGUGAGGUGGAGGAGUUGCAGGAGGCAGCGGCUGGGACUCACCGGGAGAUGGCUGCAAGGAUCCGCGAGGCGGGGGAGGCCAUGCUGGAGCACCCUGAGGAAUACCUGCCCCCCUGGAGCCCGGCCGAGUUCAGCGCCCGCUGGAACGAGGUGUAUGGAAACAACCUGGGAGUGUUGUCUAUGUUCUGUCUGCUCUACCCCCACAGGGCUGGGGCCCUUGACCUGGCCAAGGAUUACAUGGAGAGGAUGGCAGCUCAGCCUAGUUGGUUGGUUAAAGAUGCUCCUUGGGAUGAGGUUCCUGUAGCCCACUCUCUGGUUGGCUUCGCUACAGCCUAUGACUUCCUGUAUGAGUACCUGAGCAAGGUGCAGCAGGAGCACUUCCUGCGGGUGAUCGGUAAUGCUACGCGCUUCAUGUAUGAGAAGUCCUACAUCCGCGGCUGGGGCUUCCAGUACCUGCACAACCACCAGCCCACCAACUGUGUGGCUCUCCUCACUGGCAGCCUGGUCUACAUGGCCCAGGGUUAUCUGCAGGAGGCCUACCUGUGGACUAAGCAGGUUCUGGCCAUCAUGGAGAAGUCUAUGGUGCUCCUCCAGGAUGUGACGGACGGCUCGCUGUAUGAGGGCGUGGCCUACGGGACCUACACCACCCGCUCUCUAUUCCAGUACAUAUUCCUGGUGCAGAGACACUUCUCCAUCAGCCACUUCGACCACCCCUGGCUCCACAAACACUUUGCAUUCAUGUACAGGACCAUCCUGCCAGGGUUCCAGAGGACUGUAGCCGUAGCAGAUUCCAACUACAAUUGGUUCUACGGGCCUGAGAGCCAGCUGGUGUUCCUGGACCGAUACGUGAUGAGGAACGGCAGCGGGAACUGGCUGGCUGAACUGAUCCAUCAGAACCGGGUGUUGGAGGGGCCAGGACAGGCCGGGAAGGGACAGAGAUGGUGCACACUGCACACAGAGUUCAUCUGGUAUGAUCCAAGCCUGACUCCCAGGGCUCCUGCAGACUUCGGUACAUCCCAACUCCACUACUUUGAGGACUGGGGGGUCGUCACGUAUGGAAGUGCUUUACCUGCAGACACCAACCACACCUUCCUCUCUUUCAAGUCGGGGAAGCUGGGUGGACGGGCCAUAUUUGACAUUGUUCACAGGAACAAGUACAAAGACUGGAUCAAAGGGUGGCGGAACUUUAAUGCUGGCCAUGAGCACCCUGACCAGAACAGCUUUACGUUCGCCCCUAACGGUGUUCCUUUUAUCACGGAGGCUCUGUACGGGCCCAAGUAUACCUUCCUCAACAAUGCAGUGCUGUUCUCCCCAGCUGUCUCAGGGAGCUGCUUCAAGCCAUGGGAAGGUCAGGUCACCGAGGCCUGUGACUCCAAGUGGCUGAAGUACAAGGUGGGGCUGGCGGCGAACGCCCAGGGCAGGGUGGAGGCGGCUCUGGAGAGGCAGGGGAUGGUGUUCAUCCGUGGGGAGGGCCAGUCGGCCUACAACCCUGACCUGAACAUCAGGAGCUUCCAGAGGAACCUGCUGCUCCUGCACCCCCAGCUGCUGGUCCUAGUGGAUCAUGUCCAUCUGGAGACAGACAGCCCAACCAGGGCCAUGAGUGCCUUCUUCCACAACACGGACCUGUCCUUUCAGGAAGCCAAAAUAGAUGGUGUGCAUGGAGCCUUUGUCAGACACGGUGAAGACCCGUAUAAAAUGUUCUGGAUGGAUGACACGGGCUUCAGUGAGAAAGGGGUCUUGGGGUACUGGAACUAUCCACGUGGUUACCCCUAUAAUGGCUCUAACUAUGUGAAUGUGACAAUGCCACUGAGGUAUCCACACACCAGGGUGGCCUAUAUCUUCUUUGGGCCGGGGGUGGACGUGCAGAGCUUUAGCCUGCGUGCUGAUGCUAAUAGGGUGGACAUUUACCUGGCCACCAACGAGCACACCUACACCAUCUACCUUCUGACAGGAGAGGUGACCAACAAGCCUCUGUUCGCCAUGGUACUGGUGGACCAGAAGAAGAUUGUGUUUGAGAAAGCAGCAGGAGUGCUGAACGACACGCCAGAGGAGGUGGAGGAGUAUGUCAACGUAGUAGAGGACAACCUCCAGCAUGCCAAGCCUGUUUUCCAGCAGCUGGAGAGACACAUUCUGGGCAGGGUACUCAACACGGCCAGCUUCCGCAAGGCAGCUGAGCGCCUCCUACAGUUCUCAGACAAGAAGAAGACAGAGGAGGCUAUCGAGAAAAUGUUUGCUCUGACUAAGAAACAGGGCAAAGGAAAGGGGGCCAAGAAAGCCUUGGGGAACCUUGGGAACGAGCUCUCAGAGAGCCUGCCUGACAUAUUUGCACAGAUCGAGGUGAGUGAGAAGAAACAGAGAUCGAAGAGCACAAAGCGGAUUAUUGAGGAGAGCUCAGAGGAGGAUGGAGACUCCAGGGCGUUUAUGGAUUAUGGAGACUCAAAUAAAGGCAGGAAGGGUGGCUUUGUUAAGGGUCGCAAGUUCAAGGAGGUCCACAUGUCGGCAACAGCCAAGAGUGACAGUCUGUCAAACGUAGCCUCUUAUAUCAGACUAUUCCUAAUCUUAAACAUAGCCACCUUCUUCCUGCUACUGGCUGUGUUAUUGACACGCUUCCAGAGAGGCAGAAGUCUACACACCCAAAGGUGUUUCUAUGGCAUUCUCCUCAUCGACAGCUUCAUUUUACUCUGCCUCUACUCUUCCUGCUCUCGCACACAGUGUUGACAUCAUUACUGUGCAACGACGGGGAAUGUCAAUGUACAGACAGACCUAUUGAACUAUUGUAGUUCGCCAUGGGUGAUUAAAAUGCACCAUACACCUCAGUCUGAGCCAAAUCUACCUGAUGGGUGUCCAGGAAAUCAUUAAUUCCAAAUAGGAAUUGAUAGACUUGACGAUAUUAAGCCAGACCACCUCUGAGAUCCUAAGCUUCUGUGGAGCUUGAGAAUGGAGUCUGUAUAAACUUUGUCAUGUACAGUUUUUAGAUUAGACCCCCUGACUCAUAUCAAAGAUCUCCAAGGCUAGCCACUAAAAUGCAGAUGUCUCUGCCUCUCUCUGUGUACGUUUUGACAUGCAGUCUGUCAUAAAUAAUAUAGAAAGGUCGGGUGAUUGUGGAGGCCAGGUCAUCUGAUGCAGCACUCCAUCACUCUCCUUGGUCAAAUAGCCCUUACACAGCCUGGAGGUGUGUUUUGGGUCAAUGUCCUGUUGAAAAACAACUGAUAGUCCCACUAAACGCAAACCAGAUGGGAUGGCGUAUCGCUGCAGAAUGCUGUGGUAGCCAUGCUGGUUAAGUGUGCCUUGAAUUCUAAAUAAAUCACAGACAGUUUCACCAGCAAUGCACCCUCACACUAUCAUACUUCCUCCUCCAUGCUUCACGGUGGGAACCACACAUGCAGAGAUCAUCCGUUCACCUACUGUACUCUGUGUCUCACAAAGACACUGCCGUUGGAACCAAAAAUCUCACAUUUGGACUC